Choloepus didactylus (southern two-toed sloth) is the source of this 3065-nucleotide messenger RNA. It is a transcript of the gene ZNF182, whose product is annotated as zinc finger protein 182. The transcript is spliced from 4 exons. The record is from RefSeq and is a predicted model, not a curated record. Gene Ontology annotation, molecular function: RNA polymerase II transcription regulatory region sequence-specific DNA binding; DNA-binding transcription repressor activity, RNA polymerase II-specific. NCBI's taxonomy places the organism in Eukaryota, Metazoa, Chordata, Mammalia, Pilosa, Megalonychidae. Gene Ontology annotation, biological process: negative regulation of transcription by RNA polymerase II. Gene Ontology annotation, cellular component: nucleus. Bases 613 to 2532 code for a protein of 639 amino acids.
UGCGGUGCGAAAGAGUCGGUCCCGAAGCGGAAGUGCUUCUCGGGGACAGUUGUAACGGUGGCCUCUGCAGCGAACAGGAAAUCUGAUGUCAAGAGAGACAGAGAGAGAGAGGUUGAGGGGCGAGUACAAGGGGUCUUGGGCUGAGUGAUGGGGAGUUCUUGGGAAUGAGCGAAGGGGUUGUGGGUGUCAUUGAUGUGGGGGUUUGUGGAGCGAGUGAUGGAGGAUUGAGCGGUCAGUGAGUGGGAAGAUCUGUGGGCUCAAUGGUAGACAAAGUUAGGGGAAUAGUCAGGAUUGAAUAGGGCCUACUGACUUCUGAAUUUUACACAUUUUCUAGCAGAGUGACCUGCGCUAAGGGUUCAGCCACACUCCCAAGCCGCAGGCCCCUCCUUAGACACCCCUUGCCACGCCUCCCUGGCUCUCCCUCUGCCCCCUCCUCCUGACCCAGCCGGGAGCGGGGGAAAUCUAGUGUGAAAGCGCCAGCUGAAGUGAAUCUGCACCUCAGGCCCUCCAUCCAGCUCCUGGGCAACACGGCGUCUGUGAGUAGAGAAGGAAGAAGAAGCACCUGAGAGGACUCACCUCACUAGCGGCCCGGUCCAGAGUUAGGGGCCUGGGAUGGGUGAGCUGGGCCUGGUGCCAGGGGCUCUCAGGGAGGUCGGGAUUAAAACUUCAUUAAGAGAGAAUGAAGUUCUGGUACAUGCUACUAAAUGGAUGAACCUUGAAGACAUCAUGUUGAGUGAAAUCAGACACAAAGGAACAGAUAUUUGCAGCUUUCACCCAUCUCUUCCCUUUCCCAAGAAGAACAAGAAAUGGCCAAAUCCCAGGUCUUGCCUGGUGUUGUUGGAGGGACUCCUGUUCAAUCUGGGGGAAGAAAGAGACUACCUGGUCUGCCUUCUGUUGCAAGAAGUCUGUCAAGUUGAUGAACAGAUUGCGAAGGAGCACCAGGAUAAUCAAGAUAAACAUUUAUUGAUGCAAGUUGGGUUCCCUGACAGGAAAACGACUACCACCAAGACUGGUCUUGAAUGUAAUGAAUUUGGAGACACAGUUCAUCUGAGUACAAAUCUUGUUUCUUCAGUACAAAGACUCCAUAAAGAUGAAUCAUUUGGAAAUAAUGUGGCAGAUAAUUUAGACUUAUUUAGUAGAAGCUCUGCAGUAAAGAAAUAUGAUAAUGGAUGUACAAAGUUAUUCUUCCAUACUGAGUAUGAGAAAACAAGUUCUGGCAUGAAAUCCUAUGGAUAUAAAGAAUGUGGGAAAGCCCUCAGGCGAAAGAAAGGUCUUAGCUUACAUCAGAGAAUUAAAAAUGGUGAGAAACCUUUUGAAUGUACUGCAUGUAGGAAAACCUUCAGCAAGAAGUCACACCUCAUUGUACAUUGGAGAACUCAUACAGGAGAAAAACCCUUUGGAUGUACUGAAUGCGGAAAAGCCUUUAGCCAAAAAUCUCAGCUCAUUAUACACCUGAGAACUCAUACAGGUGAGAGACCCUUUGAGUGCCCUGAAUGUGGGAAAGCCUUCAGAGAGAAGUCAACUGUCAUCAUACAUUACAGGACUCAUACAGGAGAGAAACCUUAUGAAUGUAAUGAAUGUGGGAAAGCUUUCACUCAGAAGUCAAACCUCAUUGUCCAUCAGAAAACUCAUACAGGAGAAAAAAACUAUGAAUGUACUAAAUGUGGGGAAUCUUUUGUACAGAAGCUUGACCUAAUUAUACAUCAUAGUACUCAUACAGGAAAGAAGCCCCAUGAAUGUAAUGAGUGUAAAAAAACUUUCAGUGAUAAAUCAACCCUCAUUAUACAUCAGAGAACUCAUACAGGAGAGAAACCUCAUAAAUGUACUGAAUGUGGGAAGUCCUUCAAUGAGAAGUCAACUCUCAUUGUGCAUCAGAGAACUCAUACAGGAGAGAAGCCCUAUGAAUGUGAUGUAUGUGGAAAAACCUUCACCCAAAAGUCAAACCUCGGUGUACAUCAGAGAACUCAUUCAGGAGAGAAACCCUUUGAAUGUAAUGAAUGUGAGAAAGCGUUCUCUCAGAAGUCUUAUCUCAUGUUACAUCAGAGAGGUCACACUGGAGAGAAACCCUAUGAGUGCAAUGAAUGUGAAAAAGCUUUCUCUCAAAAAUCAUAUCUCAUCAUACAUCAAAGAACUCAUACAGAAGAAAAACCCUAUAAAUGUAAUGAAUGUGGCAAAGCCUUCAGAGAAAAGUCAAAGCUCAUUAUACAUCAGAGAAUUCAUACAGGAGAGAAACCCUAUGAAUGUCCUGUAUGUUGGAAAGCUUUCAGCCAGAAGUCACAGCUCAUAAUACAUCAGAGAACACACACAGGAGAAAAACCCUAUGCAUGCACAGAGUGUGGUAAAGCCUUCAGAGAAAAAUCAACAUUCACUGUACACCAGAGAACUCAUACAGGAGAGAAACCCUAUAAGUGUACAGAAUGUGGGAAAGCCUUUACCCAAAAAUCAAACCUUAUUGUACAUCAGAGAACCCAUACAGGAAAGAAAGCCCAUAGGAAAGGCCACACUCGGAAGUCAAAGUUCAUCACACAUUAGAGAGUAAAUCAACCAUGUCUGUUAUGCACACUGAAGGAAAGUUUUGCCAAUUUAAUUAACAUUUUAAACAUGUGACUUCUGAUUUAAAUAGGGGGGAAUAAAGUCAGUCUUUCCCCUUUUCAUCUCAGUUUUCACCCAAAAAGCUAUAGGGAGAAAAAGAAUGAGAAGGGUAAUUUCUAUAUCUGACUUAGGAGAUAGCUGAAACCCUGAUGAGAGGGCUGCCAGAGUCAUAUGAAAUCAAGUACCAGUGCAGGGGAUUUCAGAGAGAAAAUCCUCAAGGCUGCAGAUGAGUCAGCACUGGUUAGGACUCUUGUCUGAGGUUCAGGAUACACUUGGAGGUGCAAAACCACAUAUAUCAACAAUGGUAGCAGAGUGCAUGGGCAGGUAGGAUGUUUUCUAGACCCAUUUGGGGUCUGAGGAGAAACAGGCAGGGGCCUUGACAAGGAGUCACUCAGUCAAGCCAUAUUUGCAGAAAGUAGUUUGUACAGUUGGAGAGAGUGGGGGGGGAUAGAAAAGGGAAUUUUCCUUGUGAA